Messenger RNA from Dicrocoelium dendriticum, 880 nucleotides. Lineage: Eukaryota; Metazoa; Platyhelminthes; Trematoda; Plagiorchiida; Dicrocoeliidae. The record is from the annotation of a GenBank genome assembly.
ACUGCAGUGGCGGAUGCGGCUUCUCUGGCCAUGCUCCGUAAUAGAGCACUUGCUCCGCGUGCGACGAUACCCGUAUUUAUCACAGCCGGCAUCGUGCUCUUCCUCUUCGCCUUUCUCGUAUGCUUCUUGCUCAUCGUGUUCUGCGCACGCACCCGUGGCUGCUAUCCUUCCAAACGUAACUGCACCGUUUGUCCUAGCGACGUUAUUUCGUCCAUUGACAAAACCCCGGUGAAACUUGUCCGGUGCGACGGGGAUGGGCUCCAAGCCUCCGAGGCCAGCUGCUUACUCGGCUUCACUGGCAAUCUUGGCGCUCCGGACGUACCGGUUGUUUAACUGGAAUGCAGCCCCUCAUCAUGUUCACCGUAUCAAAUAUGACCAAUACAUUGGCUUGCUCUUUUGCGGCUCUCUCCAAUGUUGAGUCUCAAUAUCACAUCCGGCAGAAGGAUUACGAAUCCUCAUUAUUUCUAAUGUACCGCUCAAUGUACUAUCCCUUAUUUUUAUGCCUUUGUACCUUUUUCGACAACGUGGUCAUGAUUAUGUACAUACACUUAUCCAUUUUUCUAACCGAUUCUCCCCAGAGUGACAAACACAUUUUGUUCUAGGUAUAUCAUUUUCAAUCUGAACAAUGAUGAAUCGGUGAUUCUUGUUUCUCCGUGAUUAAUUCAUCAUCUUUGCCUCUCAUUUGGAUUCCUCGGCACACUUUUUGAUGAUAUGGUUUCCCAUUUCUGCACACCUGCUUAUUUUUAUCCGUCUUGUUCACACUUUGCAUCCAGCAUACUGCUUUUUCAUGUCUCUUCUUUUUCUAUGUGUUUCCCCGACGCUUUCUUGCCAGAUUGGUUUGUGUGCUUGACGACAUUUUGAUAGACCAUUGACUCUCUGA